Messenger RNA from Yarrowia lipolytica CLIB122, 2025 nucleotides. RefSeq lists its product as uncharacterized. Gene Ontology annotation, cellular component: cytoplasm. Lineage: Eukaryota; Fungi; Ascomycota; Dipodascomycetes; Dipodascales. Gene Ontology annotation, biological process: cellular response to oxidative stress. The record is from RefSeq and is a predicted model, not a curated record.
AUGCAACUAACCGACGACCAUAAGAAAGACCUGGAAAAGCUGGGCGAGGAAUUGAAGGGCAAGGAGGAGCACACGGUGGCUGGGGAGGAUGAGGAAGAUGUCAACCAUGGCGCCGACGAUUCCGAAGACGCCGAAGACGAAGACGCCGAAGACGAGAACGACUACACCGAACUGGAUGUGGACAUUGUGUGCCAAUUCAUCAAGGACGCCGCCAGAGAGGCCGAGAAGACGGGCGACUACAUUUCCUACGCAACCGUCAUCGACAUCCACUGCUCGGAUCCAUCCAGAUACAAGCACGUAGACAGGGUCAAGAUCCUCACGUCUCUUCUGGAGGUGCUGCGGACCAACCCCAAGAUUUGCGAGGAAAUUGGCUGGGAUCUUCCAGCGCUUUUGCUGCCCUACUUCAAUGUCGAGGACUUUGAUUUCAACGACGGUCUCGAGGGUCACCCGACCUUCUACCCUCUGAUUAUGCUGUUCUCGACCCUGGCAGAGUACGGCAACCCCAAGGAGCUGUUUCUCAAGACCGUCGAGACGCUCAGUACACUGACCUGUGACCGCGCACCCGAAAAUGACAAACUCAAGUUCAAACAGGCCGAAUCUCUACGGAAAUUCGAGGUCUGCAAGUUCCACGUUCUCGAGGAACUCAUGAGCUCGUGCAUGAAGAAAAUCAAGACCCAGUACCCCUCCCGGUUCUUGGCUUCCGCUGCUUCCGCCAUUCUCAUGUUCUCCGCUCGAAAUGCGGCACUUUUCAGACACUUCCCUCUCAUUGUCGGCAUUCUGGCUAGAAGAGUCUACGUAUUUAUUCGAGACUGGGGGAUGGACGGAGACGAACCCAUGGACAUGUCGCCUGACGAACAAGCCAAGAGCGCCAAGAUUCUACAGUCCCUGUCCACGUACUUUUUUUACUCGUGGUUCCACCGGGUGGCUGUCCGAUGGAGUAGCAAUCUCUUCCGAGAGAUCAAACACUCAAUCCACGAGUUGCCCAGAGCCGAAAGAGCCAAGUACGACAACCCGAAAUCAAAUGGAUCGGCCGUUUACACCAUUUACAACCGAUGGGGCACUCUGGCGCUAUCUCUGGAUCUUGAUCCCAGUCAAUAUUUCCUUCCUCUGAUCCAGGAGAUCCAGGAGGACGUCCAGGAGGCCACCAAGGGAGGGUUGGACGAUACUCUUGCGGGAUUCAGCAAGAGUUCACUUUCAGACGCCUCCCCCAUCGCAUUUGUUGACUACAGCAUGUACGAUGACGCCUCUGAGAUUCCUCUGUCUCAGGAGGGUCUGCUUAUGCUUGCUACCCAGUACAUGAUGGAGAACCGCGACCACAGUCUCAAUAUUUCUCUAGAUCAGCUGGUUUCUCUGACACUAUAUCUUGUGCACAGAUCCUCCCCUAAGGAACCUCUUCCUUUUGCCAUUACAGACUUGCUCCUGUUCUGGGGAUGGUGGACUCUCAAAGACAUGGAGCGUCCCGAGGUGCGACAACUUGAUGAAGCAUUUUACGUCAAGUAUCUGCAGUUCCUGGUGUUUAUUUCGGCAUCUUCUCCCUUGCCCGAAAUCAGAAACAUUGCCUACACACUCUGUGGGCGGCUGUUGUACCUGCAGCACGAGUCUGUCUCGUUCGCCUUCAUCGCAGACACUAUUGCGGAUUGUCCGUUUGAGAAUGCCCAGGUAGCCAUGGUAGGUAUUCUCAAGCGUCUGAUGAUCCCUGACGAGAUCUCCGACCAGCUCUCAAAACUCAGAAUUCCCGAUGUGCCGACCCGAGAGGGAGUCGAACACCAGAAGGCCUCCCAGACCACCAUCCCGACAACUCCCGAGCAUGUGGAUACUAUCAAGAGUCUUUGUAACGCUGCAUUGGAACAGGAGAACACGCACCUGGUGAUCACCUGGCUCAACUUCCUGUCCACAGUGAAGCUGGACUGCGGUUUCGCGGGUGACUAUGCUGAGCGGGUGGAGAAGGUGAUUGACGAGGUGGAGGAUGAGAACGACCGGACUCUGAUUAGACUGGCUCUGGACGUGUUGGCAAAGACCGUCUAG